Molecule: messenger RNA, 3702 nt
Organism: Closterium sp. NIES-65
Lineage: Eukaryota; Viridiplantae; Streptophyta; Zygnematophyceae; Desmidiales; Closteriaceae
Source: the annotation of a GenBank genome assembly
AUGGGAUCCUCACAGCCUUUUUUCGAUUGGGCCGGAUUCCCAGCUGGGGUGCGCUUCGAGCCGACAGAUGUACAGUUAUUGGAUCACCUCUUGGCGAAGCUUGACGAGGAGCACGCUAGCAUAGACGACGAUGAACAGACUCUAAAGCCCGGCGUUAAGAGGCAAGCCAGCCGAGGGAAAGAGAACAUCGCAGGGGGUGUUGGCAGCAAGCCACGUGUCCAGAAGCCGCGCCGGCAGCAGCACCCGCGCGUGGGGGAGUUUAUUCCGACGUUAGGAUUCGAAGACGGAAUCUGCAGCGUUUAUCCGGAGGAUCUGCCUGGGAUCGUGACGGAUGGCACCACUCGGCACUACUUCCACCGCCCGUCGCGUGCCUAUGCCAUGGGGCUGCGCAAGAGACGAAAGGUCUUCUCAGAUCGCCCCUCCGCUGCCACUUUGCCGCCCGGCACUGUGGGGGGGGCGGAUGCGGGUGGAGGACGGGAGGAGUGCGGGUACAGAUGGCACAAGACAGGGAAGACUCGCCCCGUGUUUGCUCGGAACAGAAAGCAGAUCAGUUGGAAGAAGAUCCUGGUGCUGUAUGAGAUGCAGGCGCAGAGGGGCAAGAGGGUUUUCAGCCGCCUCAUAGCACUCACCCUGCUUGCGUCUCCCCCACCCGGCCCAACCCCCCCUCUUAUUGGGUGGAAGAAGAUCCUGGUGCUGUAUGAGAUGCGGGCGCAGAGGGGCAAGAGGAUCGGUUGGAAGAAGAUUCUGGUGCUGUAUGAGACGCGGGCGCAGAGGGGCAAGAAGCGGGGGGCGGACGAGCGGAGCAGCCCUGCAGGGGGCAGCGGGAAGGACAGGAAGACGAAUUGGAUCAUGCACCAGUACCAUGUGGGGGAGCAGGGCGAGGAGAAGGAGGGCGAAUGGGUGGUGUCGAAAGUCUUUUACCAGAUCCAGCAGAGGCAGAGUUCAGGCACGCGAGCAGGCAGCAGGGAGGGGUCUCUGCCCCCCCUUGGCCAAGGGGCAGACGAGGAGGAGUGUGGGGCCGAGGGGAGGGAGGACAUUGAAGCAGUAGGGGAAGGGGAGGGUGGAGGGGCAGAGGAGGAGGAAGGGGAGGAGGAGGAGGUGGUGGAUGAUAUCGAGGAUGUUAAUGACGAGGAUGGGGAUGGGGAUGGGGGUAUGGCAGGGGCGCCUAGAGCAGCUGUGGCAGGGAGAGGAGGAGGGUUGGUAUCAGGGGCAGGAGGUGCGUUUGUAGCGGCAGGAGGUUCGGUUGUUACAGCAGGAGGCUCUGCCGGAGCAGCAGGAGGCUCGGCUGUAACGGCGGGAAGGAGAGGAAGGGGAGGGCGGGGAGGCAGGGGAGUAAGCCAGGGUGGUCGGGGGGGUUCUAGGGGGGGUAGGCCCGCAAAGGGGGGGGUGUUGGCAACGAGGGGCACGUUUCAAGCAUCGCAGCCAUCACCCACGUCAGCCGCUGCUGCCUCGUUUGGUGCGGCGUUUUUGCCACCAGGGCACCACCCACCACCCUUACUCCCUGCAGCUUCUCCUGUUUCCACAGCAGCAGGUGCUGCCUCAGGUGCUAUUUCAGGUGCUUUCUCAGGUGCUGAUCUGAUAACCACAGCAGAAGUAGCGCCAGCAGGGGCAGCAGGCGCAUUAGCAGGGCCUGCUCGACUGCUCUCCUUCCACAACCAAGCACCCCCCUGUGGGGUCCAGGAGGGGGCUUUAUUAGGCACAGCAGGGCCACCAAACACUGGCGUUCCUGGUAUAGGGUUCACUCCUUUCAGUAGGAAAGGUGGUGCUGCUGGUGGUGGUGGCGGUGGUGGUUCUGUUCGUGUUAGCACUGGUGGUGUGACAGCAGGUGAAAUCACCAGCAUCACCAGCAACAGCAGCGGCAGUGGGCAUGGCAGUGGCAGCGCUGGGGCAAUGUUCCUUUCUCCUCCUCCUAACACACAGAGACGGGUGGGGCUUGGCGGUUUCAAACCCCUUGACACUGGUGCUGCUGCUGCUGGCGCUUCUGCUGCUGCUGCUGGUGCCGGUGCUGCUGAGCCUGUCACUCCAAGCAGCACUGCCAUGCCUGUUCCCAUCACGCCCCCCUCCGCGCACUCUGCCUCGGGUCUUGUGGCGUUGAAACCGCCUGGCUGGGGUGGAGAAGCAGGGCGGCUGGUGCCAUGCCAACUGCAGCAACAGCAGCAGGAGCAGCAGCAGCAGCAGCAGCAACAGCAGGGUAACCAUGCCGCUACAAUUACCCCCAGAACUGAAGCUGCUACAGCUGCAGAGUUAGUGGGCAGUGCAGGAGUGAGUGACCUGAGGGCGUAUGAGCAGUCGCUGGGAGACAGUGCCUCGGAUAUCGGCUCAUACCCACACUCACAGGAGGGUACCCCAGAUGACUACCCCUUCCGAUUCCUCUCCACGCCUACAGACGAGCACACUGAUGGCUCUCCCAAGAAAACCGAAAUUGGAGCUGUAGCAGAAGAGACUGUAGCAGGAGCGACUGUAGCAGGAGGGGAUGUAGCAGGAGGGAAUGUAGCUGCCAGUGUGACUUCAGCUGAUGCAGCUACAGCCGAUGCAGCAGCUGUAGCAGCGCCAGCAACGCCCCGGGUGCCCUCAUCUGCUGACGUGGCAGCCAGUGCUGCCAGCUCAGGGAACAUGGAGGCGGGCUGUGCAGAGGGAGGUACACCUGGGGUAGGCUGUACUGGUAGGACCACACACACCAGUGCAGGGAGUAGCGAUGGGGAUGGAAGAGUAGGAGGGGUAGAGGGUACAGGGGGAGGUAAGAGUUUGUGGAAGCCUGCUGCUAGGAGAUUCUCACCCCCUGCUGGUGCCAGGGGUGAUGCUAGGGGUGGCGCUGCAACCAUUGCUGGUGUGACAAUCACUGCUGCUGCUGUAAGCGACGCGUUAAAAGACUCGCUUAAGGAACCCUGGUCGAUCCCUACAAGCCAGGAUCUGCCUCUGCCGUCCACCCCCAUCUUCCUGAGUCAGGAGCUUCCCCCCAUUGAACACUUGCCCUCCUCACUGCCCUCCCUGCCCCCAUCACAAGAGCCUGUCAUGUGCUUUGAUGCAACUCAACCAGUGGACUUAGGAGAGAAGGAGGGGGAAGAGGGGAUAGGCGGACUGGGGCAAAUGCGGGAGAUUGGGGCAAUGGGGGGGACGGGGGAGAAUGGCAGGGAGCAGAGUGGGGGGGAGUCAGAGGAGGCGAUCCAGGAGACACAAGUAGAGGCAGAGGAGGUGGGUGCUGAAGCGGGUGAUAAGAGCAGAGCAGGGACUGCCACAGUGCUUGGGGGUGAAGCAAACAUGGAGGGCGUAAGGGAGGGGUUAUGUGGGCCGGGUGGGGGAGAAGUGACUGGGGCAGGGGAAGGUGCGGCGGUAGGCAGUUGUGGGGUUGCAACUGGGGCUGUGGGCGGGUGUGGUGCUAUGCCGGGUGCGGUAGGGAGCGGUAUGCUUGGUGCUGCGUUUUGGAUCGGCAGCAGUGGUCCGGGCAUGAGCAACGGCACGUGGGGCGAGUGGAUGGGGCCUGCUAGGAGCUCGAACCACGAGCAGAGCGAAGGGGACUCCCAGCAGAGCGGCAGUGCGAGUGGCUCGAGCAAGGGAAAGGAGGGCGGGAUGGCAAGUGGAAGGAAGGGGAAGCGGGGAGGGACGAGUGGCGGUAGAGGGAGGAGGAAAGGGGUUGGCGGUGGGGAGGGAGGGGGAGGGAAACGGCAGGUGGGGGGCUGGAGGAACUGGACGAUUGAUACAUGA